AUGCUUUUUCUCAUUUCAGACCUGAAUAAGUGCCUCAUUCGAGACUCCUGCCAGGGGGACUGUACACUUGUUACCAUUUUCCCCCGCAUAGUCAAAGUUUUGAUUUUGUUGUUCAUUCUCAUACAAUCCCUGUGCGUCAGCGUGCAGAAUCUCUUCAGUUCUGUACAAACUCCAACGACGUUUUCCUCUCAAACACACAAAAAAACCACCCUCGCGGUUUCCAUCACUACUGGCACCUAUACAAACACAACCAUUGUCAACACCACCGUCAGCACCAUGCAUCUGACGCAAAUCAACAUGCUGCUUAUCACUGCGGUGAUAGGUGGCAUUACGUACUUUGCUUUUUCAUUGUAUAAAGCUCGCAGCUUCUUUCGUCGCUUACAGAACGAUGGCAUCCCUAUGCCUCCUCACAAUUUCAUCUUAGGACAUCUCGGUCUGAUGAUGAGUAUCAUGAUCUCUUUACCGCGCGAUGUCAUGCCUACGGUUGUGCUGGCCGAUCAGGUCAGGCGGCGGUAUCCGCAUCUCGAUAAGGCCUUCUAUCUCGACAUGUGGCCGUUUACUGGGCCCAUGUUGAUGGUUAUCUCACCAGACCUUAUGCGCCAAGCAACACAAGGAGAGAACUCUCUGCCAAAAGUUGCAUUCCUGAAGAAUUAUAUCAAGCCAUUAAGCGGCGGACACGACCUUGUUAGCAUGGAAGGAGACGAGUGGAAGCGCUGGCGAGACGUGUUUCGUCCGGCUUUUGGUCGCGCAACAGAACUCGUCCCUAACCUUGUCGAAAGCAUUUGCGUCUUCCGGGACCAGCUCGUAGGCCGAGCAAAGACGCAGGGUGGCGUGUUCCAAUUGCAUCAUUCUGCUCUUAUGCUGGCCAUGGACAUGUCUGGCAAGGCGAUUUGGAACCACAACAUGGACAGCCAGAAAUCCUACAACGAUAUGGCCGAUGCGAUUGUAUCACAGUUGCGGUGGCUUUUGGUCGAUGGAUUCAUGCCUUUCGCAAGCCUGAACUUUAUUCGACCGCUGGUGCACAUGUAUAACGGCUUUAGGAUGGAAAGAUACAUCGCCGGUCUACAACAAAAGAACAGGAGCAGCAACAAUGAAGAUGAUUGUAUCAUCAACAGGGCUAUAUCCAAAGUCAAUAACCGCUAUACCGACACAAAAGCUACAGUCGAUCCAUACGCUGAACUCGGUGGGAAAGAUCACUUCGACCGGGUUAUUAGAAGCCAGAUGCGAUUCCUACUCCUCGCUGGCUACGACACAACGGGCUCAACAAUUACAUAUGUUUUACACAUUCUAUCAAAACACCCCGAAGUCCUUGCCAAGGUGCGCGAGGAACACAAUCGAGUGUUGGGAUCAGAUGUCUCUUGUGCGGCUCAGCAGCUCAAAAGGAAUCCGCAUCUCGUAAACAAUGUCCCAUAUACCAUGGCCGUCAUUAAAGAAACACUUCGACUUUAUCCACCUACGUCCACCUUGAGAAAUGGAAAGCCGGGCUUCUAUCUCUAUGAUCGCGACAGUACAGGGUCUAUGACCAAAUAUCCUACCGAAGGGUGCAUCGUUUUCGGAAAUCAUCACGGUCUUCAUCAUAAUCCUCGCUACUGGAAAGAGCCAGACACAUUUCUCCCUGAACGCUUUCUAACAGACCCAAGUGACCCAUCAGGGUUGCAUCCACUUCCAGACACCUGGCGUCCUUUUGAAAAGGGCCCUAGAGCUUGCAUGGGCUCAGAGUUGGCCAUGGUCGAAAUCAAAGCUGUUAUCAUGCUAGUGGCGCGCGAGUUUGAUUUUACACCUGCAUACGAAGAAUUGGAGGCCAUCCAAUCAAAAACGGCCAAAGGAGAAGCAAAGAUCGGCUUGGGUGUUUUACUACCAGGCAAGGCACCAAAACAUGUAAACGGUGAUAGAGUAUAUCAAACCACAGGAGGGGGAGGAAGCCACCCAGCUGAUGGGUAUCCGUCUCGAGUUAGGUUUGCAUUAUGA
Messenger RNA from Colletotrichum truncatum, 1968 nucleotides. RefSeq names its product cytochrome p450 71b25. Gene Ontology annotation, molecular function: monooxygenase activity; iron ion binding; oxidoreductase activity, acting on paired donors, with incorporation or reduction of molecular oxygen. Lineage: Eukaryota; Fungi; Ascomycota; Sordariomycetes; Glomerellales; Glomerellaceae. The record is from RefSeq and is a predicted model, not a curated record.